Messenger RNA from Humulus lupulus (European hop), 1731 nucleotides. Its product is annotated as beta-glucosidase 11-like. Gene Ontology annotation, molecular function: beta-glucosidase activity. The record is from RefSeq and is a predicted model, not a curated record. The transcript has 13 exons. Gene Ontology annotation, biological process: carbohydrate metabolic process. NCBI's taxonomy places the organism in Eukaryota, Viridiplantae, Streptophyta, Magnoliopsida, Rosales, Cannabaceae. Bases 39 to 1571 code for a protein of 510 amino acids.
AGAAGUAUAGAUAAUACUAUAACUAAUAAUUUCUCUAUAUGACCAAAAUGUUGGAUAUUAGCCUAUACCAUAUCUUUGUUUUAUGUAUUAUAGCAGUUGCAGGCAUUUGCUAUGCUACUGAAUAUAGCAGGAAUGACUUUCCGGUCAACUUUAUUUUUGGUUCAGGCACCACUUCUUACCAGGUGGAAGGAGCAGCAAAUGAGGAUGGUAGAACAGCUAGCAUUUGGGAUACCUUCGCUCACGCUGGGUAUUCACAUGAGGACACUGGAGAUAUAGCAUGCGAUCAGUACGACAAGUACAAGGAAGAUGUAAAACUCAUGGCGGACAUGGGCCUUGAUGCCUAUAGAUUUUCUAUAUCGUGGUCAAGACUCAUCCCAAAUGGGAGAGGACCUGUGAAUCCAAAGGGCUUAGAAUACUACAACAAUCUCAUCAAUGAACUACUUAAGCAUGGAAUCCAACCACAUGUUACAUUAGUCAACUAUGAUCAUCCCCAGGCACUUGAAGAUGAGUACGGCGGAUGGGUUAGUCGAAAGAUGGUAGAGGACUUCAUUCAGUAUGCAGAUGUGUGCUUUAAAGAGUUUGGAGACAGGGUUCAGUACUGGACUCCAGUGAAUGAGCCCAAUAUAUUUGGAAGGGGAUAUGACGAAGGAAUUGUGCCACCUCAACGAUGUUCUCCACCGUUUGGUGUCACCAACUGCACAAGGGGAAAUUCCUCAACAGAACCCUACUUGGUAGUUCAUCAUAUUUUGUUAGCUCAGGCAUCAGUUGUGAGAUUGUACAGGAAAAACUAUCAGGCCAAGCAACAUGGGUUUAUAGGGCUCUCCAUCUAUACUUCUUUUAAUGUUCCAUACACGUACACAAAACAAGAUAUUAUUGCAACUCAACGGGCCAAUGAUUUCCUUUUUGGCUGGGUUCUUGAGCCCUUGGUGUUUGGGGACUACCCUAAGAUCAUGAAGCAAAAUGCAGGUUCGAGAAUUCCAUCAUUUACAAAACUCGAGUCCGAAAUGGUAAAGGGUGCUUUUGACUUCAUAGGAGUAAUUCAUUACUACAAUAUUAGGAUCAAGGACAAUCCUGUUAGCCUCCUGACAGAACUAAGAGACUACAGUUCGGACCAAGCAUUGCAAAUGAUGGGUUAUGAUCCAAUGACAGACUCUGAGUUUCCUAUCAAUCCUUGGGGUCUGGAAGGAGUUUUGGAGUAUAUAAAGCAAUCUUAUGGAAACCCCCCUGUAUUUGUUUAUGAGAAUGGUCAGCGAAUGCCUCGGAUUUCAUCUCUAGAAGACACUCCUAGAGUGGAAUAUUUACAAGCAUACAUAGGAGGUGUGCUCAAUGCGAUGAGGAAUGGAUCGAACACACGAGGGUAUUUCGCUUGGUCUUUCUUGGACGUGUUGGAGUUAUUCAAUGGUUUCGAUACAGCGUAUGGUCUAGUCUAUGUAGACAUAGAUGACCCAGAAUUGAAAAGAUAUCCUAAGCUCUCAGCUCAUUGGUACUCCCGGUUUCUAAACGGCAAAACAAAAGUUAAUACAGAUCAAGUUAUUAAAUCUAAAGAUAAUUUAUCUCAUCUUCCAUCCUAGUCAAUUUCAGUAUAAAGUUUGUAUGUUAUAUAUUAUUAUAUUUCAUAAAUUAAACACGGAUGCCAUACAAGAUAUCUGGUAAAUAUUGAUGUUUGCUUGCAAAACAUUUGUGUUGGCUUUAAAUAGCCAGUAUUUAUAAGCGAUUAUGUACUCUAUGAAA